AUGGGUUGUUCAUCAGCAAAAUAAGAAAGAUAGUGUACCCCAUUGUAAACUAUAAAUAGAAAAGUCAAGUUAAGAUGGUUGGGUCAUUCAGGUUUUAGAAUAGAAGUUCCAGACAUUCAGGAUGCAAGCAUCAACAGGUGUAUUUAUAUAGAUCCCUGGCUGGAUAAUCCAUUCCUACCAGAGGACUUGAAAGGGAAGGUCCCUAACGAUGCAGAUCUAGUUCUAAUCACACAUGGGCACUUUGAUCAUUCUUCUAGCGCUCCUGGAAUCAUAAAAGCUUCAUCUAAAAAAGAGGCUAAGAUUAUUUGCAACUACGAAUUGUUCCAGUUUUACCAGAAGCAUCACGGAGUGAAGGAGGAACAAGGAGCACCUAUGAAUAAGGGAGGCUAGCUAGACUUUGGAUAUUGCCGAGUUCAGAUGGUCUCAGCAGAUCAUUCAUCAACCUGUUUGUUGCGUGACUAAACUAUGACUUAAGGAGGUGAACCUUGUGGUUUUGUAGUAUCUGCUGGAGGAGCUAAUAUAUAUCAUGCAGGUGAUACAAAUGUGUUUGGGAAUAUGGCCAUCAUAGACAAACUUUAUAAACCAACACACUUAUUGCUGCCUAUCGGAGGAUCUUUCACAAUGGGCCCUAGAGAAGCUGCUUAUGCAGUCAGCAGAUUUUUACCCUCUGCCACAGUAACUAUUCCAAUGCACUUUGGAACAUUCCCUCUUCUAAAAGGAACCACUGAGGAAUUUGAAGCACAUUUGAGAAAGUUUUAGCCAGAGUUUAAAAGAAAACCAAUUAAGGUUAUAGCUCCGUAGAAAUUAAUGCUUUUGGAUUCAGUAUUACCUUGA
Molecule: messenger RNA, 834 nt
Organism: Stylonychia lemnae
Lineage: Eukaryota; Ciliophora; Spirotrichea; Sporadotrichida; Oxytrichidae
Source: the annotation of a GenBank genome assembly